Messenger RNA from Cloeon dipterum, 861 nucleotides. RefSeq lists its product as uncharacterized. The coding region runs from base 155 to 826 and encodes 223 amino acids. The record is from RefSeq and is a predicted model, not a curated record. NCBI's taxonomy places the organism in Eukaryota, Metazoa, Arthropoda, Insecta, Ephemeroptera, Baetidae. The transcript is spliced from 2 exons.
CUUUGAAACCCAAAAUCAAAAAUAGUAAAAUGACUGUUUUAUUGUUCAAAUAUUUUAAUAACCUAUGUUGACUACAAUUUCUUUUUCGACCGACUUAAGUCAUUGUUGAGCUAUUCUCAUUUCGAAAUAUUCUCUAAGUUAAAGGCAUAGAAAAAUGUACCCCAGUGACGCUGAAAAGCAGAAAAAUUUACAAGAGUUUUUGAAGAAGAAGGAGAAUCGGUUGCGGUAUGGAACCACCAGCUACAAGGCAUUCAAUCAGGGUGCAAAUACUCAGCGUCUCUCGCCUCCCUGCGUGGCUACGAACAGUUCCUCCUCAAGGUUAGUUGUCAACGAGAGGCCAAAGACCACACUGUCGACUAAGACGAUGGUGACCGCAAAGAGAGAAUCGGACCUGGUCGACCCAGAUACUGUUCAACCUAAAGAACUAGAAAUUGGACAGGAAAAGACUGAAGAAUUUGACAAUACAGUGGCCAGAUGCAACCUACCGGAAAAAGAUAAUUACCGGGUCGCCCUGGAAACUCUGCGUUCAGAGCUGGGCAAAAUGGUCACAAUGCGUGAGAACGAGCGCCUCUACAGCAUAACAGAGCAGUCAGAAAUGACGCAGUCGCUGGCUUUGGGGAAAAAUGCUCAGACACUGACGGAAACUCAAGCUAAAGACCUUACGCUUUGGGCUAAAGUCUCUCAGUACACCAAAACUGUCAUCAUUUCGGCGGUGCUCGUUGUCGCUAGCGUUGCGCUGGCCACCUUUGACGCUGACACUUGGGAGUGGCUGCUCGACGCCAUAUCCACGGUCGAGUACAUCGACUUCUUCUCAGAGAAUGACUGAUCACGGCGGGAUAGCACAUUUUAGAGAAUAUAUAC